Marmota monax (woodchuck) is the source of this 4290-nucleotide messenger RNA. Its product is annotated as ATP-binding cassette sub-family A member 13-like. The record is from RefSeq and is a predicted model, not a curated record. The transcript has 21 exons. Gene Ontology annotation, biological process: transmembrane transport; lipid transport. The annotation marks the transcript as partial. Lineage: Eukaryota; Metazoa; Chordata; Mammalia; Rodentia; Sciuridae. Gene Ontology annotation, cellular component: membrane; intracellular membrane-bounded organelle. Gene Ontology annotation, molecular function: ATP hydrolysis activity; lipid carrier activity; ABC-type transporter activity.
GUGUUUUUGAUGCUUUUGCAAGACUCCAGUAAGAAAUCUCAUAUUGCUCUAGGGACCCACUUACAGCCUCAGAACCAGAGAUCCACUGGACCUUCUUCUGCGUAUUGUGACUCUCCUGUGAGGAUCCCACCUGCAUGGACCCUGCAUGCACCUAUGCGAGGUCAUCAGCUGCUUCUCGCACAGGUAGCUGCCCUCCUGAGGAAAAGGCUGCUCCACACACUGAGAGCCUGGAAAAGCACAGUCUCAGACCUGCUGCUGCCUGUCCUUUUUGUGGCCUUGGCCAUGGGCCUUUUCAUGGUGCAACCUCUGGCCACCGAAUACCCUCCCCUCAAACUGACUCCUGGCCACUAUGAGAGUUUGGAAACUUACUUUUUCAGCAGUGGGAAUGACAAUAUGGACCUCACCCAUGUGCUCUUACGGAAGUUUAGAGAUCAGGAUCUUCUCUGUGCUGACUUAAACCUAGAUCUGAAGAAUUCUUCAUGCUGGUCUAGGGAUACCUUCCCUCACCUGAAGUUUCAGGAUUCAUGUGGCUGCCUGAAGUGUCCAAAUGGAAGUGUUGGGGCUCCUUACCUGACCAACUGCCUGGGCCAUACCCUGCUCAAUCUCUCAGGCUUCAAUGUGGAGCAGUACUUGCUGAUGCCAUCUGAGAAACCAAGGCUUGGAGGCUGGUCUUUUGGAGUGCAAGACCCCGGUGAAAUUCAAGAUGUGAAUGCAAACAAGUCGAAACCAAGAACUCUGGCAAAGGUGUGGUAUAAUCAGAAGGGUUUUCACUCUCUACCCUCCUACUUAAAUCAUCUAAACAACAUUAUUUUGUGGCGACACUUACCCCCUGCUGUGGACUGGAGACAAUACGGAAUUACACUCUAUAGCCACCCAUAUGGAGGAUCCUUGCUGAAUGAAGACAAGAUCCUGGAGAGCAUCCGCCAGUGUGGUGUUGCCCUCUGCAUUGUGCUGGGAUUCUCUAUCCUGUCUGCAUCAAUUGGUAGCUCUGUGGUGAGGGACAGAGUGACCGGAGCCAAGAGGUUGCAGCACAUAAGUGGCCUUGGCUACAGGACUUACUGGUUCACUCACUUCCUGUAUGACAUGCUCUUUUACUUGGUUUCCGUCUGCCUGUGUGUCGCCAUUAUUAUGGCCUUCCAGUUAACAGCUUUCACUUUCCGUGAGAACUUGGCGGCCACAGCCCUCCUGCUGGCACUUUUCGGAUAUGCAACACUUCCAUGGAUGUAUCUGAUGUCCAGAAUCUUCUCCAGUUCAGAUGUGGCUUUCAUCUCCUACAUCUCAUUGAACUUUAUCUUUGGUCUGUGUACCAUGCUAAUGACCACCAUGCCCCGGAUCCUGGCCAUCAUCUCCAAAGCCCAGAAUUUACAGAAUAUCUAUGAUGUCCUCAAGUGGGUCUUCACUAUUUUCCCUCAAUUCUGCUUGGGUCAAGGACUGAUAGAACUCUGUUAUAACCAGAUCAAAUAUGACCUGACCCACAACUUCGGCAUUGAUUCCUAUGUGAGUCCCUUUGAGAUGGACUUCCUGGGCUGGAUCUUUGUGGUAUUGGCCUCUCAGGGCACAAUUCUUCUCCUCUUGAGGAUCCUACUGCACUGGGACCUUCUGCAGUGGUCAAGGGGUCAUUCUUCUCUCCAAGGCACAGUCAAGUCUUCCAAGGAUAUAGAUGUUGAAAAGGAAGAAAUGAGGGUGCUUGAAGGAAGGACCAGUGGAGACAUCCUUGUGUUAAACAGCCUCAGUAAAAGUUAUGGAAGCUUUUUUAAGAAGACUAUGGCUGUGCAAGAUAUUAGUUUAGGCAUAUCAAGAGGAGAGUGCUUUGGACUCUUAGGAGUGAAUGGAGCUGGGAAGAGCACUACAUUCAAAAUUUUGAAUGGUGAAGUUCCUCCGAGUUCAGGACACGCUGUCAUUAGGGCUCCCAUGGGGAAGGAGGUGGAUCUGUCUUCUGCGGGCAAGGCGGGUGUUCUCAUUGGCUACUGUCCUCAGCAGGACGCCCUAGAUGAGCUCCUGACCGGUUGGGAACAUCUCCAUUAUUACUGCAGCCUACGGGGGAUUACAAAGCAGUGCAUCCCUGAGGUGGCUGGAGACCUUGUGAGGCGCCUGCACCUGGAAGCCCAUGUGGAGAAACCUGUGGCUACCUACAGUGGGGGAACCAAGCGGAAGCUCUCCACAGCCCUGGCCCUAGUAGGGAAACCUGACAUUCUUUUAUUGGAUGAGCCCAGCUCUGGAAUGGAUCCUUGCUCUAAAAGAUACCUGUGGCAAACAAUAAUGAAAGAGGCGCAGGAAGGCUGUGCUGUGGUGCUGACCUCCCACAGCAUGGAAGAGUGUGAAGCUCUUUGCACCAGACUGGCCAUAAUGGUUAACGGCUGCUUCCAGUGUCUCGGCUCCCCUCAGCACAUUAGGAAUAGGUUUGGCGAUGGUUACACUGUCAAUGUUUGGCUGUGUGAGGAAGCAAAUCAACCAAGCACUAUUUCUGAUUGCUUAAAGCUCCAUUUUCCAGGAAUUCAGUUUAAGGGACAGCGCCUUAAUUUAUUGGAGUAUCAUGUGCCAAAAAGACGGGGAUGCUUGGCUGAUUUGUUUAAAGUUCUAGAGGACAAUAAGACCUUCUUGAACAUCAAGCAUUAUUCUAUUAAUCAGACCACUCUGGACCAGGUAUUUAUUAAUUUUGCUACUGAACAGCAACGGACUCCACACUCUACUCUUGAUCUUUCCACUGACUGUCACCGCCCGUAUCAUCUCUCUAUUUAACCAAAAAGGAAUAAUCCCUUGACUUUCAUUAUAAUUAAUAUUCAAAGAUCAAACACACAUGCACAGCUGAGGGCUGAAAGACAUGCUCCAGGCAGUCAAGUUAUUCUCUCUGUCACUGUCUAUUUGGAAACUCUCUGUUUAUUAAUAAUCGGCAAACUGAAAGGUCACUUUUUCCAUAGACUUUUGGGUUGAUUCCUCCAACACAUUUACUUUUCCCACAUUGGGUGGCCACCAGCUUCUUUGUGACAAAGGCAGGGAUGAAUUAACAGAGUCCAAGCUGAGACACUCUGGGGCUUAAAGGCUGUCCCUGACUGUCCAUGCCAAAUGUCUCAUUUUUCUCUUAAGGAAACUGUGUCUUUCCCCCCAAACACCAUUGGGGGGAAAAAUUCCUAGCUUAUUUAUAUAGGAAAUAGUAUCAAGGACUGUCUUUUGAUCGAUGUGGUUACAUAUUUUAAAAUCAAAACUCAAUGAUUUAAAUGCAAACUUUUCCUAAAGCUGUAUGGUAUAUGGCAUAAGAUGAUAAAAUUGCCCAUUAUUUUUAUAUAAAAUAUGCUUUAGAAAUAGGAGUUGCAGAGCAUUUUUGGUGAACCAAUAAGCAAAAUUAAAGAAAUCAAAUUAGUUGCUCUGUGUCAUUUAUAACAAUUUUACCAGAUUGUAAUUAUAUAGAGAUAUAACAAGAAAUAGAAUUUGGAAGAAUUAUUUCUUUGUUAUUCUAAGCCAAUGAUGUUUUCAAAGGGUGGUAGUUCCCAUAUUAGGUGCAUUGGCUUACUCUGGGAGCAUUGUAAUUCUCAGGCCCAAUUUCAGAGCUGAUGAACCUCAAACCCUGGGCCUGGAGCCCAGCAAUCUGAGUUUGAACAAAGAUAUCCCACUUUGAGAACAAAGGAGAUGUCUUGUUUCUUUUUAAUUAUAAAGGUAAAGUCAAUACAGGAAGUAGUAAUUCAAUAUUGGUUUUAAAAUAUAUUUUAAAUAUUUUUUAAAAGAUAUGUCAUUCUCAGAAUUUUUAUCCUCAAGAUGUGGCUUUCAAAACCUCUAUUAAUAUGAAAAUUUAUAUGUUAUACUUAGUAAAGUAUAUAAAAUCAAUAUAUCUGCUACUGAAAAUGUUUCCAAGUGAGAUAUUUUUGAACAUUUCUCUAACAUCAUUUUUCUAAAACCUCAGUGAAAGACCACAUUAAUUUUAUUAUAAAAUUUGACCCUAUCCGGCACUAUCAUUGAGUACUAGUAGCUUGUGAUAGAAGAAAAAGACAUUGUGACAUUUGUUUACUACAGCGAGAUUUAAUUAAGUUUGUCUUUCCUGAAUAUCAUUUUGUACUAGACAUAAUUUUGAAUGGUAAGGAUUAAGCCAAUCAUGUGUAGCUUUGAUGUAACUGAUUUUUAUUCUCAUGUAUCACAUGAAUUAUGCUCUCUUAAAAGAGUUAGUUAAGAUUUUAUGAUUUUUUUCCCUCCAAUUCUAACAUAGUCUCAUUGUCAAAAUGGAAGAUGUAAUCUCUUUUUGUUGUUGAAUCAAUAAAUACCAAUUUGUGAAACACGGAUAUAUUUAUACUGCAGUGAAUA